AUGUCAAGCCCAGAAGGUUUUGCAGCUGUGUUUUACAGUGAACCCUCAGUCUUGGGCUUCCUAGCCAAUGUCAUCAGCGCCUUGCUCGUGUGCUUGCAGAAUUUCUUCUGGACUUACACCAGCAUCCAACCCCAGGGGAUUGAAAACAUCCUCGCAGGGGUCCACCUUAUUCUGAUAGGAGGGUUCUCCCAGCUGUUGGCGGGAUUCCUCUCGUUCCGGAAAUACGACCACCUGGGCGGGACGGCAUUUCUGGCUUUCGCUGGUCUGUGGAGCAGCUACGGGGCCACUCGAAUCAUUUCAGGGGCCUACCCCCUCCACACCAACCUGAGCGAUGCCGCUCUUCAUCAUUCAACGGCCACCGCCAUUCCGACCGUCAGGGAGGACGUGCUCCCGGGGCUGGUGGCUUAUAUUUUCAUCUCGUUUAUCCUGGCCUUCUGCUCGGCCACCGUGAACUACGUCAUGCCCUUCGUCUUUGGGGCCAUAACCCUCACCCUUGUGUUUGAGACAGUGGGCCUGUUUGGAGCGUGGGCCUUGGUGGUGUCUGGGGUCCUGGAGCUGGUCAUCGUCAUCUGUGGGCUUUACGGCGCUUCCGCUCUCCUGUUCAAGGGCAUCACCCAGAGGUUUGUACUCCCCGGGUUCGGAAACCCUCUUUUCAACGUCUUGCUGUUGGGGUCUGCCAACCUCACCUCCUCCAAGAGCAUCGGCGAAGAGAAGAAGAAGAACACAAAGUACGCUGAGCCCAUGGCCCUGAGCAACUUGUGUGACACCAUCUCCCCUUUCGUAUUUGCCUUCUUCUGCUUUGGAUAUUCAGACGUCUUCUACCUCGGGGCGGUGUGGAUCACCAUCAACUCCUUCGGUCAGCUCCUCUCCAGCUAUUACGGCUACUUGCGAGACGAUGCCUAUCACACGACCAAGUUUGGAGUUCAUAGCCUUUAUUGGCUGGUGCAGUCGUGGGAACAGUUCACCCUGACGGUUUCCAUCAGGUCCCAGGAUGUGCAGGGGAGCAGGGAGGGAAUGCUUGGGGAUUGGUUUUUCUUGAUCGUCGCCUGCACCCUCUCCCUGGCGUCUUUCAAUAAGGAUGUUUUAGAGGUCGUCCAAAAUGGCCUCUUUGUGCUCCUAACUAUAUCCACUAUCCAUCAGAUACCAGUCAAGGAAGGGUACAUAUUCUUUGGUGUCGCUUGCUGCCUCUUCUUAGCCGCUUCCCUGUAUGCCACUUUCGCUCGCCUCAUUAACUCCAUUGGCGAAAAGGCCCUGGUCCCUGUUGGUCCCCAGCUGGUAUCAAGUGCGACCCUUGAGAAAUUCCUAGGCUUUCUCAAAAGCCGCCUCACCGGAACUCAGGAUUUCUCAGAUACUACCAGCUGUCAGGUUUCUGAGGCCUUGUUCUACAUCUGCAAUGGAAUGGCUGCCCUCUCCGCCAUCCAAGGCGCUCCGAACGAUCCCGUUCGGCAACACCUCGGUAUCCCCGCCGUGCUGAUUCCCGGAGCCGUAUUGCAGCUGUAUGUGGCCAGGAUUCAAGUCCAGAGAGGGAGAAGGUUUGGGGCGGUCCUGCCUUUCUGCUACGCGGCCAUCUGGGCGACCUGGACCUGGCUUCGAUUUGCAGGUCAUCUGCUGAACAUCAAUCCUGAGAGUGAUGGAGGAUUCACAGCAGGGGCUGUUGCCUUUUUAGUGGUCAACGUCUUUUUGAUCCUCUUGGCUUCCCAAUCCUACUUAGUGUUGCUCCUUCUGACUUUAAACAUGGAGAUCUUGAUUGUCUGUUUCCUUCUUUUCACCCUGGAAAGAUUACCUCUGCCCCUUGAGAUUGCGAUGUUAGCUCUUUUCUGUGCUAUCUGCAUCUACGGGACUUUGGCCUCUCUCGUCAACUGCGUAUUUGGCAAAGAUCUUCUUCUGAUGGGACCCUCUCUCUUCCUGGGGAAGAAACGGAAACAGGAAACCAAAUUAUCACCACCAUGUGUGUGCCCUCUCUCCCAUCGGACCAGCAGUUUGAGGAUCAUCGCAAAGCUGUUGGAUGAUGGAGGGGUGUGCGGAGUACCCACCGACACGGUAUACGCCCUGGCAGCCUCAUGUAAACACUCAGAAGCCAUUGAGAAGAUCUACAGAAUCAAGGACAGACCUCAAGACAAGCCUAUCUGCAUCUUCAUCUCCAAUUUAGAACAGUUGCGAGCUGCCAAUCCUCCCUUCACCCCCCUGCUCUGGGACUUCAUGGCCAGCAUUUAUCCUGGAAGCAUUGGCUGCAUUGUCAAGAAGGGAGAAUGGGUGAAGAAGUUGGGUGUCGGAGCUGGUUUUGACCGAGUGGGCACCAAAGACAGCAUCAUGAUUCGAGUGCCUGACCAGACGGUCGUGGUCCACCUCGUUGAAAUGACCGGCCCCCUGGCCGUCACCUCGGCCAACCCCAGUGGAGAGAGCGACAGCACCCAUCACGAAAUGGUCAUCUCUCGCCUUGGACACAAACUAGAGGGUGUUCUUUGUGACGGAGAGUCCGAUGAAGUGCUGGCAUCCACUGUGGUCAAUUGCCUGAGAAUAGAAGAAGGCACCAUCACCAUCCUGCGGGAAGGCUGUGUGCCAGCGGCCAAGGUGAUGCAAAUAUUUGAACAAGCAAAAAGCCGAGCAAUAUGAAUCCAAGGGGCAAAAAGAAUAAUGCUCUUCAGUACACCUAAUACCGGAAACCAAAGUCUUGUCUGAAACACCGCUAUCCAUUUUUGGUACAUUCUCCAGGCCGCAGAUAUAUAAUAUUUUGCUGUUCCUUCUUCUUCACUCUGAAACAUGUCUUAGAUAAUAAUAAU
Tachyglossus aculeatus (Australian echidna) is the source of this 2780-nucleotide messenger RNA. RefSeq lists its product as uncharacterized. NCBI's taxonomy places the organism in Eukaryota, Metazoa, Chordata, Mammalia, Monotremata, Tachyglossidae. The record is from RefSeq and is a predicted model, not a curated record. Gene Ontology annotation, cellular component: cytoplasm. The transcript is spliced from 10 exons. Gene Ontology annotation, molecular function: nucleotidyltransferase activity; tRNA binding; double-stranded RNA binding. The coding region runs from base 1 to 2613 and encodes 870 amino acids. Gene Ontology annotation, biological process: regulation of translational fidelity.